Messenger RNA from Penicillium maclennaniae, 1293 nucleotides. Its product is annotated as NAD-dependent epimerase/dehydratase family protein. Gene Ontology annotation, molecular function: UDP-glucose 4-epimerase activity. Gene Ontology annotation, biological process: beta-D-galactose catabolic process via UDP-galactose, Leloir pathway. Gene Ontology annotation, cellular component: cytosol. Lineage: Eukaryota; Fungi; Ascomycota; Eurotiomycetes; Eurotiales; Aspergillaceae. The record is from RefSeq and is a predicted model, not a curated record. Bases 1 to 1293 code for a protein of 430 amino acids. The transcript has a single exon.
AUGUCUUCGACAUUUAGUUCCGGGGCUUCGAGCCCUGAUGCUCGUCGUCCUGCUACAUUCUCAAGAUCAACUUCUUCUUGGUCGAUUACAAGAUCCAGCACCCCCGACACAGCAAAGUCUCUUCUUUUUGAGGAUGGUGAGGGUCCAGAGUCCCUACGAGAGCCCAUCUUCGACCAUUUCGUCCUUGUCGUGGGCGGUCUUGGCUAUAUUGGAAGCCAUACCUCCUGGGAGCUCCUGAAGGCAGGCUUCAAUGUCAUCAUCGUCGACAACUUGAACAAUUCAUUCCGAAGCGUGUUUGACAAACUCGAACACCUGCGCAUGGGACACUAUCCCUCAGAAGCCAAUCGGCCACUACUGGACUUUUACGAGGCCGACUACCUGGAUAAACACGCCAUGAGAGCCAUCCUUUCAAAAUACCGCGGUCUGCCCGACUUUCAAUCUCCGUCUGCUCGCCCUGCAACUUCCACGAUCACUGGUGUGAUCCAUUUCGCAGCACACAAGGCCGUCGCCGAGAGCUUUCAAAAGCCACUCGAGUACUAUGCCAACAACGUGGGCGGCAUGAUCGACUUCUGUGCCAUGCUCGGCGGAUUCGGCAUAAAGAACUUCGUCUUCUCCUCCUCAGCCACGGUCUACGGCGAGAUCGCCAACAAAGGGAGCCGCCUGCUUGAAGAGUACUGCGACAAUCGGGGCUGCAGCGGGCUCACCAAUCCCUAUGGCCGGACAAAGUGGAUGUGCGAGGCCAUCCUCCAUGACCUGGCGGUCUCGGACCCUGAAUGGACCGUCAUCGCCUUACGAUAUUUCAACCCCAUCGGCUGUGACGAGUCAGGCCAUCUCGGCGAGGACCCUCGGGACACACCCAACAACCUGAUGCCCAUCGUCGUCAAGACCCUGACUGGCGAGCUGCCGCAGCUGAACAUUUACGGCACCGACUGGGACACUGCAGAUGGGACUGCCAUCCGCGACUUCAUCCAUGUCAGCGAUCUCGCCCGCGGCCAUGUGGCUGCGCUAAUGGCCCAGAAGGAGCUUGGCAGCGGCUUCAAGACUUUCAAUCUUGGCACGGGGACCGGCCACUCGGUAAAGGAGAUUGUCACUUCGAUGGAGCGUGUGUCGGGAAGAACCAUUCCGACGAGAGCGACCGGCCGACGAGAUGGCGAUGUCGGGAUAUGCGUCGCCGACCCAACCAAGUCCUUGAAGGCACUGGGCUGGAAAACGAAGAAGACGCUGGACGAUUGCUGCAGGGACAUCUGUCAAUUUCUGAAUCUGGACGUGCAGAGCGUUGGAGGGCACCCAUGA